Molecule: messenger RNA, 1276 nt
Organism: Penaeus monodon (black tiger shrimp)
Lineage: Eukaryota; Metazoa; Arthropoda; Malacostraca; Decapoda; Penaeidae
Gene: Eb1
Product: microtubule-associated protein RP/EB family member 3-like
Exons: 9
Coding region: 185-1048 (287 amino acids)
Biological process (GO): protein localization to microtubule plus-end; spindle assembly; regulation of microtubule polymerization or depolymerization
Cellular component (GO): spindle midzone; microtubule plus-end; cytoplasmic microtubule
Molecular function (GO): microtubule plus-end binding
Source: RefSeq, a predicted model, not a curated record
GGGGCGAGGGAGCGAGGGAGCGAACGGUGGCGUGUCUAGCGAAAUAAGGGCGUGGGGCGAGGUUGAAGUACCGGCAGUGUCUCUCGGCUCCAACGUCUCCUGUCAAAUCGUGCAUACAUUGUUAAAAAUCCCAACCCAUUCGAAAGAGACGGGGGGAAACGCGCUCCGAGCGGAGACUCCCCAAAUGGCAGUGAAUGUUUUUUCUACAAGUGCAACAGUUGAGAACCUGAGCCGCCAUGACAUGCUGGCUUGGGUCAACGACUGCUUGCAGUCCUCUUUCACAAAGGUGGAAGAGCUUUGUACUGGAGCUGCAUAUUGCCAGUUUAUGGACAUGUUGUUUCCAGGAACCAUUCCCAUGAAGAGAAUAAAGUUUAAUACAAAUUUGGAACAUGAAUACAUCAAUAACUUCAAGGCACUCCAAGCAGCCUUCAAGAAAGUCAAUGUAGACAAGAUUGUACCUGUGGAUAAAUUGAUAAAGGGCAAGUUUCAGGACAAUUUUGAAUUUCUCCAGUGGUUUAAGAAAUUCUUUGAUGCUAAUUAUGAUGGAAGUGAAUAUGAUGCAGUAAUGGCAAGAGGAGGGGACAUUUUAGGCAAGAGUAGUGCCUCGGCACCUCGUAAAGCUGCAGCUUCCAUCGGUGGACCAAGGUCAAUGGGGCGGCCAGCUGGAGGUAUGCGGCAAGCAGCCCCAACACGCAUUGCUGCCCGACCAGCUGCCAAUAGAUCACCAGGAAUGAAUAAUGCACAGGUGGAAGAACUGUCAGCUCAGUUGAUGGACAUGAGAUUGACCGUGACUGGCCUGGAGAAGGAGCGCGACUUCUACUUUGGAAAACUGAGAGACAUCGAGGUACUAUGUCAAGAUGAAGGGGAACAGGCGCCGCCCAUCAUCCAAAAGAUCUUGGACAUCCUGUAUGCUACUGAGGACAAUUGUGCAGAGAAUCCAGACAGCUUUACUGAGAAUGAGAAUCUACGUUCCCAAAUACAGGAUGGCUUUGCUGCCCCAGAGGAUGUUGAGGAUGUUCCUCCCCCCCCAGAGGAAGAAGAGUACUAAGGGACCAAUCACCAAUGCCCAUCACAACACAAUGUGGGUCCAAUGCGGGCACUGCAGUCUAGGUGUUGUUGUUCCAUAAAUCACUGCUUGAGGGCUUGUAAAGUGCGGGUCCUUGGUGUGGAGGCAUAUCUACCUUGUCUUUUUUUUAUGAUGAAUCAGCUGGAACUAGACUCAAGUGGUUAAGGAAAUUAUUUUCAAGAGACUCGCAAACAGUAUUUGAAAAACCCC